AUGCUUCUCCCCGCCAAGCCCGUCUCUUUUUCCCUUGAUGUGAUGACUGUGACUCUUUUGCAUAACAUUGGCAUCUUCUCUGUCGCUCGCAAGCUCGUGAUCAAUGCCAAGCCCUACAAGCACCGUAGGGCCCUGCUAUUCGUCAACGUAAACCAGCCGGGGAUACCAGGUGCUGCGCCUGCGCGGAGGGCGGCCCGGUCGCAUGCCGCGAGAUCGGGACACGCCAGAACGAGACGGCAGCGCAUGCGCGAAUACCAGGACCGGACCACACGGACGACACAGGGCCUAUCGGAGCUCACUGUACACCAAGAGGCUCCGAUCGUCGUCUCUCAAGUACCGCUGCACAGGCUAGAACGCGCUGGCCUCGUCGGUACUGCGCUUCCCACCCGCGAGGACGCGUUUGAUUCAUCCUGUCGAACACUGUCGUCCUUUGAGCAUCGUCUAUUCGAUCACUACAUUCGCUUUGCCGUACCAUUCAAGGCGCGCCACAGCCAGCAGUUUACAACUCCCGAGUUAUUCCAGCAUAGUAUCUCGACGCUAUGGGUUCCCACAGCCAUUGCGGACCUGGGUCUGCUCAGCGGUGUCUUGCUCUAUGCCUGCCGCAGUCUUCACAUGCUGACAAAUGAUCGACGGUACUAUGAGCUUGCGCUCCACUAUAAGCUAGAAUGCCUGAGGCUGCUGCAAGAAGGCAUUUCUUUAGCCACCAUGGACGACCCUACCAUGGACAUAAUUAUAUCCAGGGCCCUCCAAUUAGCUUCUGAUGAGGUUCGGCAUGAUUUCCCCCACCACUCUGUGGUUACCAGACUACUGACGUUGCAAACAUAG
Messenger RNA from Pestalotiopsis fici W106-1, 825 nucleotides. RefSeq lists its product as uncharacterized. NCBI's taxonomy places the organism in Eukaryota, Fungi, Ascomycota, Sordariomycetes, Amphisphaeriales, Sporocadaceae. The transcript is spliced from 3 exons. Bases 1 to 825 code for a protein of 274 amino acids. The record is from RefSeq and is a predicted model, not a curated record.